AUGGAUUCGCCGCCUCGCUCCGCCACGCGGCAGCCGCCCGUCCCGGGGCACCAUCCGGCGCUCGAGAUGCAGCUCGAAGGCGAAAUGCAACCCAUGGACCCAGACGUCGACAUGGGCUACAACCCACGCGCCGACUUGCUCGUGCACCAGCACUUCUUCAACGACUUUGGGGACGACUUUGACGACGACGACCUCAACUAAGGGCCGUGUUGUUCUCUAAGGCGUCGUAAGCCUGCCAUUGUGUCAUGUUCCAUGUUGGCAAUCGGUCAAACGAUCAACUCGAGUGGCGAGUACCAGGAUAGUGCCUCGCCUUGCAAAAGCCAUUGUGCGAUUCGUACUGAGCCUUUUCAAUUACGC
Saprolegnia parasitica CBS 223.65 is the source of this 357-nucleotide messenger RNA. RefSeq lists its product as hypothetical. The record is from RefSeq and is a predicted model, not a curated record. Lineage: Eukaryota; Oomycota; Saprolegniomycetes; Saprolegniales; Saprolegniaceae. The coding region runs from base 1 to 201 and encodes 66 amino acids. The transcript has 2 exons.